AUGAAGGCUUUUAAAGGAGAGGAGGGAGGGCCCGCCUCCACCAAUGAGGUUAGGCCCCUUUCUCUGAGCUCAAUCGCCCACAACCCCGCCAGGGGCAAAACUCUGGCAGAAGCAGAGAGAAGGAGGGAGGAAAAGAAAAAGAGUGAAGGGAGGAACGGCCAGUCGGAGGAGAAGAGACAUCAGGAUGGACAACAGAAUGAGCCCGGGACACCGAGCCUGUCCCGGGGUCUCACCUGGAGUGACAAACGGCGGCGGCUCAGCGGGAUUUCCACCAGACCAGAGGAGCGAAUAAUCCCAGCGGAAAAGACGACAGACCUGGCGACAGACCCGGUGACAGAGCUGGCGACAGACCCGGCGACAGACCUGACGACAGACCUGACGACAGACCUGGCGACAGACCUGACGACAGACCCGGCGACAGACCUGGCGACAGACCUGACGACAGACCCGGCGACAGACCUGGCGACAGACCUGACAAACCUGACGACAGACCUGACGACAGACCUGACAACAGACCUGGCGACAGACCUGACAAACCUGACGACAGACCUGGCGACAGACCCGGUGACAGAGCUGGCGACAGACCCGGCGACAGACCUGACGACAGACCUGGCGACAGACCUGGCGACAGACCUGACGACAGACCCGGCGACAGACCUGGCGACAGACCUGACAAACCUGACGACAGACCUGACGACAGACCUGACGACAGACCUGACGACAGACCCGGCGACAGACCUGGCGACAGACCUGACAAACCUGACGACAGACCUGACGACAGACCUGACAACAGACCUGACAAACCUGACGACAGACCUGGCGACAGACCCGGUGACAGAGCUGGCGACAGACCCGGCGACAGACCUGACGACAGACCUGGCGACAGACCUGACGACAGACCUGACGACAGACCUGACGACAGACCCGGCGACAGACCUGACGACAGACCCGGCGACAGACCUGGCGACAGACCUGACAAACCUGACGACAGACCUGACGACAGACCUGACAACAGACCUGGCGACAGACCUGACAAACCUGACGACAGACCUGGCGACAGACCCGGUGACAGAGCUGGCGACAGACCCGGCGACAGACCUGACGACAGACCUGGCGACAGACCCGGCGACAGACCUGACGACAGACCCGGCGACAGACCUGGCGACAGACCUGACAAACCUGACGACAGACCUGACGACAGACCUGACAACAGACCUGGCGACAGACCUGACAAACCUGACGACAGACCUGACAACAGACCUGGCGACAGACCUGACAAACCUGACGACAGACCUGACGACAGACCUGACAACAGACCUGGCGACAGACCUGACAAACCUGACGACAGACCUGACGACAGACCUGACAACAGACCUGGCGACAGACCUGACAAACCUGAUGACAGACCUGGCGACAGACCUGACAAACCUGACGACAGACCUGACGACAGACCUGACAACAGACCUGGCGACAGACCCGGCGACAGACCUGACAACAGACCUGGCGACAGACCUGACAACAGACCUGGCGACAGACCUGACAAACCUGAUGACAGACUUGGCGACAGACCUGGCGACAGACCCGGCGACAGACCCGGCGACAGACCUGACAAACCUGACGAUAGACCUGACGACAGACCUGACAACAGACCUGGUGACAGACCUGACGACAGACCUGGCGACAGACCUGACGACAGACCUGAAGGACAGACCUGAGGACAGACCCGGCGACAGACCUGGCGACAGACCUGACGACAGACCUGACAACAGACCUGACCCGACGACAGACCUGACAACAGACCCGACGACAGACCUGACGACAGACCUGACAACAGACCUGGCGACAGACCUGACAAACCUGACGACAGACCUGGCGACAGACCCGGUGACAGAGCUGGCGACAGACCCGGCGACAGACCUGACGACAGACCUGGCGACAGACCUGACGACAGACCUGACGACAGACCUGACGACAGACCCGGCGACAGACCUGACGACAGACCCGGCGACAGACCUGGCGACAGACCUGACAAACCUGACGACAGACCUGACGACAGACCUGACAACAGACCUGGCGACAGACCUGACAAACCUGACGACAGACCUGGCGACAGACCCGGUGACAGAGCUGGCGACAGACCCGGCGACAGACCUGACGACAGACCUGGCGACAGACCUGGCGACAGACCUGACGACAGACCCGGCGACAGACCUGGCGACAGACCUGACAAACCUGACGACAGACCUGACGACAGACCUGACAACAGACCUGGCGACAGACCUGACAAACCUGACGACAGACCUGACGACAGACCUGACAACAGACCUGGCGACAGACCUGACGACAGACCUGACAAACCUGACGACAGACCUGACGACAGACCUGACAACAGACCUGGCGACAGACCUGACAAACCUGACGACAGACCUGACGACAGACCUGACAACAGACCUGGCGACAGACCUGACAAACCUGAUGACAGACCUGGCGACAGACCUGACAAACCUGACGACAGACCUGACGACAGACCUGACAACAGACCUGGCGACAGACCCGGCGACAGACCUGACAACAGACCUGGCGACAGACCUGACAACAGACCUGGCGACAGACCUGACAAACCUGAUGACAGACUUGGCGACAGACCUGGCGACAGACCCGGCGACAGACCCGGCGACAGACCUGACAAACCUGACGAUAGACCUGACGACAGACCUGACAACAGACCUGGUGACAGACCUGACGACAGACCUGGCGACAGACCUGACGACAGACCUGAAGGACAGACCUGAGGACAGACCCGGCGACAGACCUGGCGACAGACCUGACGACAGACCUGACAACAGACCUGGUGACAGACCCGACGACAGACCUGACGACAGACCUGACAACAGACCUGACAACAGACCCGGCGACAGACCUGACAAACCUGACGACAGACCCGACGACAGACCUGACAACAGACCCGACGACAGACCUGACGACAGACCUGACAACAGACCCGGCGACAGACCUGACAAACCUGACGAUAGACCCGACGACAGACCUGACAACAGACCUGGUGACAGACCCGACGACAGACCUGACGACAGACCUGACAACAGACCUGACAACAGACCUGACAACAGACCCGGCGACAAACCUGACGACAGACCCGACGACAGACCUGACAACAGACCUGGUGACAGACCCGACGACAGACCUGACGACAGACCUGACAACAGACCCGGCGACAGACCUGACAAACCUGACGAUAGACCCGACGACAGACCUGACAACAGACCUGGUGACAGACCCGACGACAGACCUGGUGACAGACCCGACGACAGACCUGACGACAGACCUGGCGACAGACCUGACGACAGACCUGAAGGACAGACCUGA
Molecule: messenger RNA, 3384 nt
Organism: Lampris incognitus (smalleye Pacific opah)
Lineage: Eukaryota; Metazoa; Chordata; Actinopteri; Lampriformes; Lampridae
Product: clumping factor A-like
Exons: 3
Coding region: 1-3384 (1127 amino acids)
Source: RefSeq, a predicted model, not a curated record